Triticum turgidum subsp. durum (durum wheat) is the source of this 2928-nucleotide messenger RNA. The record is from the annotation of a GenBank genome assembly. NCBI's taxonomy places the organism in Eukaryota, Viridiplantae, Streptophyta, Magnoliopsida, Poales, Poaceae.
AUGGGAAGUGCAGGUUUAGAGCAAACAAAGGCGCGCUCGCACAUCAAUUGUGCACAACCAGCGACAAGAACCUGGCAGAGGAAAUUUGACGAUGAAGGCAAGAAGAUCGAACUGUUUAGCAUGACCAUGAAUGAUAUGAUAUCAAUCAUACCCAUGGUUCUCAAGGGACUGAUGAUAAAUGCCGACCAGAGGGGAAAAGGCCGGGAUAUACUCUAUGACCCAUUCAGGAAAUGGAUGGACAACUGCUACCGUGGCCUACCCCUUGGUGGCCUUGGUUCAGGAAGCAUUGGGAGAAGCUACAGAGGGUACUUUCAGCAUUUUCAGAUAUUCCCAGCAUUAUAUGAAGAGAAGCCUAUCCUUGCAAACCAAUUUUCAGCAUUCGUCUCGCGUCCCAAUGGAAAGAGCUACUCCACGGUGUUGGCUGCACCGACUGCUGAUGCUCUCAAGGAGUCGAUAAGGCAGCUAUUGGAUCUUGGGACUGGAAGCUUAAGGAGAAAAACUGUACUUAUCAUGCCUUGUUCCCAAGAUCUAGGACAGUUUAUGAUGGUGAACCUGACCCUGAAAUCAAGAUCACCUGCCGUCAGAUAUCACCAAUCAUCCCUCACAACUUACAAGGAGAGCAGCUUACCUGUUGCAGUUUUCACAUUUACGGUGCAAAAUUCUGGGAGCACACCUGCAGAUGUAACAUUGCUCUAUACAUGGGCUAAUUCAGUUGGUGGGAGAUCAGAGCUGACUGGAAAUCACACCAACUCCAAGAUGAUGGAGCAUGAUGGUGUGCACGGUGUUCUUCUGCAUCACAGGACUGCGGAUGGGCACCCGCCGGUGACGUUCGCGAUCGCGUGUCAGGAAACAGAGGACGUCCGCGUGACAGACUGCCCUUUCUUCACGAUGGGGUCGUCCGACUCUGGCGACUUCACGGCCAAGGACAUGUGGGAGGAGAUCAAACAGCACGGUUCCUUCAGCGAAACCCGCACCAGCAAAGAGCCAAGGGCGUCGAAGCCCGGAUUAUCCAUCGGAGUGGCGGUCGCAGCGACGACGACAGUGCCGGCAGGGGGAACCCGCGUUGUGUCGUUUGCUCUGUCGUGGUCGUGCCCCGAGGUGAAGUUCCCAGACGGGAAAACGUAUCACAGGAGAUACACCAAAUUCUGUGGCUUGGAUCGAGAUGCAGCUGCAGAGAGCUUGGCUCAUGAUGCCCUUCUUGAACACAUGGAUUGGGAGUCCAAAAUCGAAGAGUGGCAGAGGCCUAUUCUGCAGGACAAAAGGCUGCCUGAGUGGUAUCCGGUUGCAUUGUUCAACGAACUCUACUAUCUGGUCGCUGGAGGCACCAUAUGGACAGACGGACGGCCUCCAAAGAUGAGCGUCGCCUCAUCGGGGACGGGGACGGAGCCAUUCUCCCUCGACGUGUUCCGCGCAGACCUGCAAGGCACCCCGGUGGUGGACGGCGUCCUGAGCGAGAUGACGUCCGUGACGGAGGACCUGCACUCGGCGGCGGCGUUCGGCGCAACGCUGCUCGCCGACGGCGAGGAGAACGUGGGGCAGUUCCUGUACCUGGAGGCGAUGGAGUACCACAUGUGGAACACCUACGACGUCCACUUCUACGCCUCCUUCGCGCUGCUCUCCCUCUUCCCGGAGCUCGAGCUGAGCCUCCAGCGCGACUUCGCCCGCGCCGUCCUCCUCCACGACCCGCGACCCAUGCGCACCCUCAACGGCAAGACCGUGCCGCGCAAGGUCCUCGGCUCGGUGCCGCACGACGUGGGGCUGAACGACCCGUGGUUCGAGCUCAACGCGUACAUGAUCCACGACCCGUCGCGGUGGAAGGACCUCAACCCCAAGUUCGUGCUGCAGGUCUACCGGGGCGUCGUCGCCACGGGCAACGUCGCCUUUGCCAGGGCGGCGUGGCCGGCGGUGUACCUGGCCAUGGCCUACAUGGACCAGUUCGACCGGGACCGGGACGGCAUGAUCGAGAACGAGGGCCGCCCCGACCAGACGUACGACCUGUGGUCCGUGUCCGGGGUCAGCGCCUAUACCGGCGGGAUCUGGGUCGCGGCGCUGCAGGCCGCCGCUGCCAUGGCGCGCAUCGUCGGCGACGGCGACGCCGAGUGCUGCUUCCGUGCGCGGCACCUCAGGGCGAAGCGCGUGUACGAUGACGAGCUCUGGAACGGCACCUACUUCAACUACGACAACAGCGGCGGCAAGACGAGCUCGUCCAUCCAGGCCGACCAGCUCGCCGGGCAGUGGUACGGUCACGUGUGCGGCCUGGAGCCGGUCGUGGAGGAGGAGAAGGCCCGGAGCGCGCUGGGGACGGUGCUGGACUACAACGUCAUGCGGGUGAAGGGCGGGACGGUGGGGGCGGUGAACGGGAUGCGGCCGGACGGCACCAUCGACAUGUCGUCGACGCAGUCCAAGGAGAUAUGGCCCGGCACCACCUACGCCGUCGCGGCCGGCAUGAUCCACGAGGGCAUGCUGGAGGCCGCGUUCCGGACGGCCAAGGGCGCCCACGACGCCAGCUGGUCCAAAGACGGCUUCGGGUACGCGUUCCAGACGCCGGAGGCUUGGACGGCGGAGGGCGGCUACCGAGGGCUGCACUACAUGCGGCCCCUCUCCAUCUGGGCGAUGCAGUGGGCGCUGUCGCCGCCGGAGCUCCACAAGGACCUCGGGCCGGGAGCCUCGCCGGGGGACGCGUCGGUUGGGCAGGAAAAAGUUCGAGAAGGUGGCGAGCAUGCUGAGGCUGCCGGAGGAAGUGCAGCACAAGGGAUUCCUCCGGGCUCUCUACCAUAUUCUCCGGCAGGUGGUGCUCCCGGUAUGACACCUCCAGCUCUGCAUGAUGCUGGACGAAUAAAUUUGUCGGUUGAUUGGAUAGAAGUCCCCGCAAGGCUGCUCGCGCUGUUGGAGUGUUCUUCCUCCUUUUUUUUGAAAGAUCCGGUUUAA